AUGUACUUGAGGGCAGCAAUAUUGUUUUCGCUAGUUAUAUUUUUCGGGAAUAUAAUGGCAAACGCCUCCAAGCUGGAGUUUACAAAUAUUAAAUGCCAUGCAAAGGACACGGCCUUUCUGGACUUUGAGUACUGCUACAUAAAAUCCGUCAAUCGCACCUAUAAGUACAUAUCCAUCAAGGCCAUUAUGCACCAAGUGCCCAUUACAAACGGAUCGGCCAAACUUCAAAUUUUGAGAAGAUUUCGGUCCUACAUGCCCAUAACCAUAGCCGCCAACAUCGAUGUGUGCAAGUUUAUGGCAUCCAAGAAGAACUUGGCCAAUCCAAUGCUCCGACUCUUCGAGGACAUUACCACCAACUUCACAAACACCAACCACAAGUGUCCCUAUGAUCACGACCUCUUCGUAGACAGACUACCUGCCCAGUUUCUGAGUGAGCACUUCACCAAUAGCCUGCCACUUCCGCCGGGGGACUACAUGUUCAACAGCAAAUGGUACACCAACAACAUAGAACGGGCCACCAUCUACGUAUAUUCCACUAUAUCAUAA
Drosophila teissieri is the source of this 546-nucleotide messenger RNA. RefSeq lists its product as uncharacterized. The record is from RefSeq and is a predicted model, not a curated record. The transcript is spliced from 4 exons. Lineage: Eukaryota; Metazoa; Arthropoda; Insecta; Diptera; Drosophilidae. Bases 1 to 546 code for a protein of 181 amino acids.